AUGAGUACAUCAGGUAUUCCAGUUAAAUUGCUUAAUGAGGCUCAAGGCCAUACGGUGUCUCUAGAGUUAACUACUGGUGAGACCUACAGAGGUAAAUUGGUUGAAAGUGAGGAUAACAUGAACUGUCAGUUACGAGAUGUGACAGCAACCGCUAGAAAUGGGCAAGUGACGCAUAUGGACCAUGUAUUUAUAAGAGGCUCGCAUGUAAGGUUUUUUGUUGUUCCAGAUAUGUUUAAGAAUGCGCCGCUAUUUAAUACUGGCCCAGUUUACAAACCUCCACCCCCAGUACGUGGGCCGAAGAGAAAAUAG
Eremothecium cymbalariae DBVPG#7215 is the source of this 309-nucleotide messenger RNA. It is a transcript of the gene SMD3, whose product is annotated as mRNA splicing protein SMD3. Gene Ontology annotation, cellular component: precatalytic spliceosome; U4 snRNP; catalytic step 2 spliceosome. Lineage: Eukaryota; Fungi; Ascomycota; Saccharomycetes; Saccharomycetales; Saccharomycetaceae. Gene Ontology annotation, biological process: spliceosomal snRNP assembly; RNA processing. The record is from RefSeq and is a predicted model, not a curated record. Bases 1 to 309 code for a protein of 102 amino acids. The transcript has a single exon. Gene Ontology annotation, molecular function: RNA binding.